Messenger RNA from Arabis nemorensis, 1233 nucleotides. Lineage: Eukaryota; Viridiplantae; Streptophyta; Magnoliopsida; Brassicales; Brassicaceae. The record is from the annotation of a GenBank genome assembly.
AUGGGUGUGGAUUUGAGGCAAGUGGUUGCUGGUAUUCUCACCAUUACCAUGUUUAUCAUGCUUGGACAGAUGCUUCAUCGAGAUUACUAUGAUUCUCUUCAGGAGAAAGCACAGGGAGAUGCACACGAUAUUGAAUUCGAAGGAUCUAGAGUAUCUGUGAAAGAUAGUCUUGUAGGAGCCGUUGAAGGUAGUAAAGGACCUUGGAUGGAUGAUGACAAUGAAGCGGUAUCGUCGAAAGGGUAUGUUACAUUCUCGCUAACAAAUGGUCCCGAGUACCAUAUCUCUCAGAUCACUGAUGCUGUAAUGGUGGCUAAGCAUCUUGGAGCAACACUAGUUCUUCCUGAUAUAAGAGGAAGCAAACCUGGUGAUGAAAGGAGUUUUGAAGAUAUUUAUUAUGCUGAUAAGCUAAUUAAAAGCUUAAAAAAUGUUGUCAAAGUUGUGAAACAAUUGCCUGAAGAAGUAUCUCUAAGGAAUAUCGCCAUUGUGAAAGUCCCUACUCGAGUCACAGAAGAUUACAUUAAGGAGCACAUUAAACCCAUCUUCAAAUCGAAAGGAAACAUUCGAGUCGCAACAUACUUCCCUUCUGUGAAUUUGAGGAAGUCCUCACAAGACGGCGAAACUGAUCCGGUCGCUUGUUUGGCAAUGUUUGGUUCAUUGGAGUUACAACCUGAAGUGAAUGCAGUGGUUGAAUCAAUGAUUGAGAAGUUGAGGACUCAUAGCCGGAAAUCAGGUGGCCGUUUUAUAGCGGUAGACCUUAGAAUCGACAUUCUUGAGAGGAAAAAUUGCCAUUCAACCGGUGUAGCAGGGUCCAAGACAUGUUACAACGCGCAAGAGAUUGCUUUAUUCUUGAGGAAGCUUGGAUUUUCCGGCGACACAACUAUCUAUCUGACUCAGCCAAGAUGGGACAGUAGCCUCAAUAUCCUUAAGGAUAUCUUCCCGAAAACAUUCACAAAGGAGGCAAUAAUGCCGGCAAGUAAGAGAUCAAAGUACCUUGAAUCAGAGAAUUCCGAGUAUGAAAACGUUAUCGACUUCUACAUAAGUUCAAGAAGCGAUGUGUUUGUUCCAGCCAUAUCCGGUCUGUUUUAUGCAAACACAGUUGGGAAAAGGAUAGCUUUAGGUAAGCCUCAAGUGCUAGUUCCAGCAGAAAUCUCAGAGACAUCUGGCCUUGCUACAGAUUUCAUCUCUCCAUACAUCUCAAAGAAGAACCACUUGGCUUAUUCAUGCUUUUGCUGA